UCAUGGCAUUGUGUUUGAAGGAUCUAGAAGAGAGAAAAGAGCAAGAAGCCAGUAACACAAGGAGCGUAGAGCAGGCUGCUAAUGAUCUGAAGGCACAUGCCAUUAUGAGCAAAAGGCAGCUGUCAGACAAAGUGACAGAGCUCCAGUUAUUACUUCGGGAAGAGGAGAGUCUGGCAAAAAACUUCAUUGAUGAAAAGACUCGGCAAGCCCUGGAAGCACAUGAUCAGCAGUUGGAGUCCUGUCGAGAAAAGGUUGCAGCCCUGGAGACCUUCUCACAUCGAAUCAGACAAAUACAACAGCAAAGUGAUCCUGUUCAGUUGCUGGAGAAGUACACAGAAAUCGAGAAGGAAAUGCAGGAGCCCAGGCGCCUGUUAGAACAGUGGCAUCCGAUACCUCUCUCGUUUGAGCACAUACUUAACCAUUAUAAGCACUUCGUGACAGUUCUUCAGUCCAUUCUACAGAAACCAUUAGAAGCCCGGCUUAAAGAAGAUGUUUUCAGUAGUCUUAAUGCCACUGCAAAGAAGGAGCCUGGAACAGUGUUGAAAACCAUGUCUCCUGUUGAUCGGUUGCUUUUCUUAAAACAUGCAAGAUCGCCAACCUGGGACUAUGACAGCCUUCACCCAAGGCUGAAAUUGUCUGAUGACCGUCUUGUAGUCAGCUGUAAUUGGAGGAGAAUAUUUUACCCUUGUGGUCCCCAGAGAUUCAAUAAAUUAUGGCAAGUGCUAAGCAGAGAUGCAUUCCUCUCUGGGAGCCAUUACUGGGAAGUUGACCUGCUUCAUGCCGGAGCAGGAUGGUGGAUUGGCGCAGCCUACCCUUCCAUUGGCAGGAAAGGAGACUCUGAAACCUGUCGACUGGGCUGGAAUAGAGCAUCUUGGUGCCUUAAGAAGUUUGAUUUUGAAUACUGGGCAUUUCACAAGGGCGAGAGAAUCCCCAUCCUGAUAGAAGAUGAUCCUGAUCGCAUUGGCAUUUUUCUGGAUUAUGAAGCAGGAAUCCUUUCAUUCUAUAGUGUUACUGAUGGCAUGGCUCAUUUGCACACCUUCUGCUGCAAGUUCACAGAACCAGUUUACCCAGCCUUGAGGCUCUGGGAAGGGUCCAUUGGAAUAUGCAAACUAACAUAAGGAACGAAGCAAAAUAAAGCCUACUACUUCAUGCUUGUACUAUGAAAGCCACUUUAGCAGUGAUCUACGUGAAUUAAUCUCUGUCAUAUGAAAGUUGUAACUGUGAUGCUUUGAGAAGGUAACAGUUAAGUUCAAGAAAAUCAACUAUACAUGUAUAUUUAUUUUUCAAUGGGGGAAGGUUAUCUGGCUUUUAUAAAUUAUGUUGAUGUACCACCUAAAGUGCCAUAUGUAGUAUUUUUUGUACUUUUUUUCAACUUGCAAAAUGAAAGAAGUCUGGUUGAAAGAAGCCUAUUACAACUCAGAUUUGAACC
Molecule: messenger RNA, 1429 nt
Organism: Aptenodytes forsteri (emperor penguin)
Lineage: Eukaryota; Metazoa; Chordata; Aves; Sphenisciformes; Spheniscidae
Gene: TRIM14
Product: tripartite motif containing 14
Exons: 5
Coding region: 3-1118 (371 amino acids)
Biological process (GO): innate immune response
Molecular function (GO): protein binding
Source: RefSeq, a predicted model, not a curated record